Molecule: messenger RNA, 9386 nt
Organism: Tigriopus californicus
Lineage: Eukaryota; Metazoa; Arthropoda; Copepoda; Harpacticoida; Harpacticidae
Product: zinc finger homeobox protein 4-like
Exons: 5
Coding region: 417-8597 (2726 amino acids)
Biological process (GO): regulation of transcription by RNA polymerase II
Cellular component (GO): nucleus
Molecular function (GO): zinc ion binding; RNA polymerase II cis-regulatory region sequence-specific DNA binding; DNA-binding transcription factor activity, RNA polymerase II-specific
Source: RefSeq, a predicted model, not a curated record
UAUAACCUCAUUAAAACAUUAUCGGCCGACUUGGAACAACCGCAAGUAACAACACCUGACCGAAAAUAUCUUCACCGCGACAGUUCAUCCACACGUGGGCAUUUCUUUUCUAAUGAUCCAUAUUUCAGUGUGAGAGGCGCAGAGAGAACACAGUACACUUCCCAUGUAAAAAGAUAUGUUAACAAUCUGCUUCCACCUCAAAUGAUAUGGCCGGAAGAAGCCAAGUCUUGCCCAAAGUUCCUACCCUAAAACAGUUCUUACCCGCCUCUCUCUCUCUCUCUCUCUCUGUCUUGGGAAGGCCUUGGUUUACUUGAAGCAACUAUGAAAUUGAACCGAUCUCAAAUGUGAAACCUACCUAUGUUCCUACCUAGUGAUUACCUGAAAGUGUGCAAAGUCAUUGAAGAGCGCACUUUACAAUGUCUUCGAUUGAGGCCCACCAAGCCUCCGGCAGUGGCGGCAUUGUUCCGCAGACUGCUCCGGCUGCGGUCUCAAGCCAAGAGAAUAAUUCUAUUGUCUCUUUACCCUUUAAUAUUUGUCGCAACCAAAGUUCCUAUACAACUCCGUCAUCCUCACACGAUGACUUAAAAAGCUCCUCCCAAGAGACACCAUUUGAUGGUGUCAACUUGGCCAAUGGAGAGUGUGAAAAGCAAACCAGACGCAACGAAAGUUCCUACAAUCCAUGUGACGUCGAAAAUAAGUUAAGUGCAAAGCCAAAGGAUGAAUGUGACACCAAUCGUGAUGUAGAAAAAUUUGGUGGAAAAAUUGUUUACACUCGUAAUGGUUCUGCAUAUAUAAUAGCAACCCCCGAUAUAUCUGACGAAGAAUUUGUGGCCAAGCAUGAGGGAACAAUAAUGGACUCGUUGGAUCCCACUGAUCCAAAGGUCGGCCAAGAGUCCCCUGCUUACCCGGUGAUUUCCAAUGCUGUGUACAUCACUAAAAGUGAGGCGUAUUACAAGGCCUUACAAAGUCAAGCGUGUGAAUUAGGGCUCGAGCGCAGGCUACCUGACCCGCCUUACGACACGCCCAUAGUUCAUAGUUAUAAGGUCAUUUCUAUGCAUCAAGAGGAGAAGCCAGCUAAAGGCGAUCAUCAAUCAUCAAUCUCUCCCGUAAUCCCCGAUUUCGCCACUCCCGUUGUGCCAAUCAAGCCAAUUCUAAUGUGCUUCAUAUGUAAACUGUCGUUUGGGUUCGCAGACUCGUUUCAAACUCAUUGCGAACAAGAGCAUCACUUGGAGCUUAAAAACCAAGAGAAACUAAUAAUGGAAUCCAAAAAUGCUUCAGCCAUCAUUCAAAUGGUCAAAACCGAAUCUACUCAAACACCAACUGUCUCGUUCUUGGAACCAGUCUCAACCACCACCCCUCCUCCAUUGUCAAAUGAAUCUAGUCACUCAGAGGAUGUUUCUAAGGCGAAUAACGAGUGCAAAGAAAAUCUGUCGCACAGUGUUAUUAAGGGGCUUCUAUCGGCCGCGUUAACCUCCCAGAUGGCUGCGGCUGCUGCCGUGUCCUCCGUGUCAGGUGCCUCGACGACCGCCUCUUCAUUGGCGGAUAUUCCUCGUUCUAGUGCAUUUUGUUCCAUGUCCCCUUCGGGUUUGGGUUCUCCCCUGGAAAGCAUGCCGUUUCCCAUGUCUUUGCGGCGAAGUUUCACGCCCAAUGAGGCGGUGGGUAGUCCAGUGAGCUCGAUUCAUCCGUCAUCGAUCCCUUCGAAUGCCAACAUGCUUCAAGGGACCACCAUUGGAGCUUGCCCUGACCAUGUGAAUGGCCGCAAAGCGGGGGUGGAGUGUCAUAAUUGUGAUGUUAUUUUGAACCGAAUGCCCGGUAGCAUGGGUUGGAACACGGCUCGUAACUCUUGCAAAACCCUAAAGUGCCCCAAAUGCAAUUGGCAUUAUAAGUAUCAAGAGACAUUAGAGAUUCACAUGAAGGAAAAACACCCGGAAAGUGAGACCUCGUGCAUUUACUGUAUCACGAGUCAACAACAUCCUCGCCUGGCUAGAGGAGAAACCUAUACUUGUGGUUAUAAACCAUAUCGAUGUGAAGUUUGCAACUACUCGACGACCACCAAAGGAAAUUUGUCGAUACAUAUGCAAUCGGAUAAGCACCUGAAUAACAUGCAAGAGCUCCAGAAUGGUGGACUGCUCACCAACCACGAUGGGCAACGCUUGCCAGGAUCAACUUUUGUUGGUGGCAUGUCCAAAGCCAAAUCAAGUUGGAAGUGCGAUGUAUGUAAUUACGAAACUUCUGUGGCUAGAAACUUACGAAUUCACAUGACCAGUGAGAAGCACACGCACAAUAUUCUAGUACUCCAGCAAAAUUUAAAGAACGCAGGACAAAUCAACCAAGAGGGCAGGAAUUUGAGUCCAAUCCCCGGCUUUUACCCAAUGUUUCCCGGUCUCGAUCAAAUGAACCCGUCACCCCCGGUGAGCUACCCUAACUCCCCGGACAAGAACUUCAUGCUCCAAAACCAACCGGAAGCCGCUCUGGCCGAUAUGGCAUACCUCCAGGCGGUUAUGAUGCAGCUCGUAAAUAGUGGUUACGCUUUCGGCUCACGUCCACCCUUUGGAAACAUUGAACGCCCAUGCAUACCUCCCAUGAAUAUGAACCCAGGGUCCGAAACCUUCACUGAACCCGAGGAUCCGAAUCCCUCGACUCUUUUCAGCUGCUGCAUUUGCCGCGACUUUGGCUGCGAGUCGUUCGACCAAUUGUCUCAACAUCUCACUCAAGAUCGAUCCAAAGGAGGUGAAAUGGAGGUCUCGAUCUUCCUGGCUGGAAAUUUCAUCUGCAAGCUCUGCAACUACAAGACCACGUUGAAGGCCAAUUUCCAGCUCCAUUGCAAGACUGACAAGCACCUCCAGCGAUUGGCCAUUUUCAAUCACAUCAAAGAGGGCGGCCAACGAAAUGAAUGGAAAUUGAAACACAUGAACACUUCCAAUCCCGUUCAUGUGCGAUGCAAUGCGUGUGAUUUCGAAACCUUCAGUCUACACAAGCUCCAACUGCAUGGAGCCAAUCAAGGCCAUGAGAUCUCCACGGUCUUGUUUACCCAUUUGAAGAAUGCGGAAGCGAAUACGUCCUCGGAGAAACGAACGUAUCGUUGCUCGCUGUGCAACUUUGGUUCGAGCAGCAAAAUAAAGCUCAUGCAACACGUGAGAACCAGCAGCCAUCUCCAAAUGGAGCAGAUUCAUCAAAUGAAGAAACGCUCCGAAGGGAUGGACGAAAACACAGAGAUAGGCGAAAUCUUUCAAGUGCACGAAAACAAAGAACCUCUCGAGCGAGCACAUUCAGACUUGAAGUCACCGAUGGGUGGGAAAAGGCGACUCUCUUCCCCCGUGCAAGAAAAGAAAUGCCCACUUUGCCAAGAAUUACACUCGGAUUACCUGAGCCUGGAGAAGCACGUGAAUCAGGUCCAUUCUGUGAAUCCCGAUGGAUUAAAAAGAUUGAUGGUGUUGAUAGAUGGAUGUCGAUGGCUAGCGGCCACCGAUAAAAGUAGUAGCUCUCCCCCUUCAUCCACCACGUCAUCACCCUUUAAAGACGAAGAAAAAGGUGUCAGCGGACAAGGAGGUCUUGGUCUCAAUCAAGAAGGAGGCGGCAACACCACCGCCAGCAACAACAUCAACGGUAACAAUGGGAUGGUAGAGGCCGGUCCAGAGGAAGCUAACAACAGAGAGAGCGAAAGCAAAGCCAUUGAAGACGACUCAAACUUGAUGGCAAUGGCAGCAAUGACAACAACCUCAGCAACGAUGGGAGGUGGUGGGAAAGAGGACAAGAAGACGGCUCCCAACCUCACACAAGACAAAGGGUCCCCAUUUCGGAAGCUGGAAAAGACGCUGCACUAUCCAAUGGAGAAAUACUUGGAUCCCAAUCGCCCCUAUAAAUGUGACGUUUGUAAGGAGUCCUUCACUCAAAAGAAUAUCCUCUUGGUGCACUACAACUCGGUGAGUCAUCUUCACAAGUUGAAAAAGUCCUUGCAAGAGCAAAAGGGAUUACCCACGACAGGAUCUCAAUUAGAGAAUGCAAUCAACAACCUCCGCAAAGACGAUGACGAUGGCGAAUCGAAGCCAUUCAAGUGCAAUAUAUGUAAAGUAGCUUACAGUCAGUGCUCUACCUUGGAUAUCCACGUCAGAUCUGUACUUCAUCAGACCAGGGCCGCACGCAUUCAAGAGCUGGCCUUUUCCGGGCAAAUCGACCUAAGUCAGCCUUUGAUGGAACACUCCGAUCAAAGCCUCAAUUUGGAUCCGGGCACACAUGUGGGUUUGGACUCGCUAAGUUUCAAAGCACAAUCCUCACCUAGAGUCCCCUCGAGAAACUCUCCGUCAAGUGACAACGUCAUAUCUCGUCAUGCGCAAAAUAGGCCAUUGAAUUCUCGAGAGCUUGACGACUCCUUAUCACCCGCCUCUCCCACUUCAAAGAGCAUGACCGAUUUGUUACUUGCUAACCAAGACCAAGCCCAGCAAAACCAACAUCUUUUGUCAUUUCUGCAAAGCUUGCCAAAUCUGACUUCAGGGUCAGAUGGUUCACUCCCGAUAAAAAGCGAAGAAUUGAAAACCCUGCUCAAUUCUCCCGAUUCGAAGCGCUCUCAAGUUUUAAAGAAUCUGUUACAAAACUACGGUUUUGAGCUCGUCAUGCAAUUUAAUGAGUACCAUCAGCGCAGGAUACAAAAAGAGAAAGAGGAAGCUGACAAACUUAUCAAUGAGAAGGAAAGUCCUGCCCUCGAAAUGAAAGAAACUCCCAAGCCUUUAGUCCAGGUUAAAGUCGAACAGCCGAAAUUGGGUAGUGGCCCUACUGCGCAAUCCAUCUCCGACACCGAUUCUUCCAAUCUGAUUGAGCCCAAGUCGAAAUGCCCCAUUUGCAAUAAGCAGUUCUCGAGUAUAUGGGUUUUGAAAGCCCACAGUGAAGAAAUUCACAAGACCGUUGUUCCACCAGAGUUCCUGGAAAGGUAUGCCAAAGAGAUACGAGGCAACAUUGAUAUGGAGUCGGACUCUGAAUCUAAGGAGGAGCCCAACAAAACUUCCAAAGAGCGGUCAGUAUCGGACUCAGAGAACUCUCUCAACACACCCAGUCCCAAGUAUCAGAAUGAUACUGUUUCGGAUCGCACCGAAACGGAUCAAGAGAGUUCGCAUCAGGAGCAUCCCGCCGUUUCCAGUUCCAUUGCUCAAAAUGCAUUUCAAAAGGCCUUGUCCGCCGCUCAGCAGCAAUCCCAAUCCAUCAAUCCCUUCAUGUUGCAAAUUUCGCAAUUGCAAGGGAUGAAUCCCCUCGUAGCCAUGAAUCUUCAACCCCCUCUCAUCCCACCCAAUCGUUUCAACGGAACUGGUACCAACCACGAAAACAUAAUGAAAUUACUGGCCACAAUGCAAACGCUAAAAUCAGGAGGGCCUCUACCCUCGAACAUCGCAGCUCCGACAACUGAGCCACCAAACACUAACCUUGAGACCCAAACUCGAAUGAAACCUAAAAUUCCAUCUCAUUCCGUGGGAAUGGAUGCGAAAGUCCAUUUGCCACCGGACCAAAAUGCUAGGUUUGAACCAUUGUUUCCAUUCUUAGGAGGGGCGCCUAAUUUUGCUGGUUUAGGGGCACCUCCCGAGUUCCAACAGUUGUUGCACCCCCAUCACCAACAGCAGCUUCUUCAAGAGCAACAACAACAACAACAACAACAGCAGCAGCAGCAGCAGCAGCAACAAAAGAUGUCGAUGUAUUCUCAACCCGAACAAACAAAACGAGCUCGAACGAGAAUCACAGAUGAACAAUUGCAGGUUCUUCGAUCUUACUUUGACAUAAAUAAUUCGCCCACAGAAGAGGCCAUAUCAGUUAUGACUGGUAAAACCGGGUUGCCACCCAAGGUAAUCAAACAUUGGUUUCGGAACACCCUUUUUAAAGAACGUCAAAAGAACAAGGACUCCCCGUACAAUUUCAACAACCCUCCAUCAACGUUACUUAACUUGGAAGAAUAUGAAAAGUCAAACGACUCGAGGUUAUCCGCGACCACCCCUGGGCCUAUCUGUACAAGCAAUUCAAAUGGCCCGGGCGAGGACGCCAAGCUUGAAGAAAAUACGUCUGAGAGACACGCUAAUGAGAUGAGCACUCCCACUCCAACUCACAACAUGGCAAACAAGUCUGCUAUGGAAGAUUCGUUCCAACCCUCCUCGACCUCGUCUACUCCGGGUUUGCCUCCCGGGAGUCCAAUGUCGGUCAAUAACUCGAUAGAGAGCCCAUCCCUGAACGGUUCCGCUCUUUCACACAUGUUUUCCAAUCAAAUUGGACAAAAUUCUCAAGGACUUCUCUCGCAACAAUCAUUAGCUCCCAAUUUUCCCCUCAUUCCUACAUCGUUGGGAAAUAUGACUGGUCAAAUUCCUAAUUUCUUGAACCCACUCUCGAGCAUGAUGGGAGGUGGAGAGCUCCAUUCCGGUCAGCGCAGCCCGCAAUCUCAGCAUGGAACCCCCUCGCCCGGAAAACGAGCCAACCGAACGAGAUUUACGGACUAUCAAAUCAAGGUCUUGCAAGAGUUCUUUGAAAACAAUGCCUACCCCAAAGACGAUGACUUGGAGUACUUGUCCAAGCUGCUGCACCUCAGUCCUAGAGUCAUAGUGGUAUGGUUCCAAAAUGCUCGGCAAAAGGCCAGAAAGAUAUACGAAAACCAGCCUCCUUUGGACCCUGCCGAAGAUGGCUCCGGCAGAUUCACUCGCACACCUGGUUUGAAUUACCAGUGCAAGAAAUGUCUUCUAGUCUUUCAAAGGUACUAUGAGCUCAUUCGUCAUCAAAAGCAGCAUUGCUUCAAAGAGGAGGACGCGAAGCGGUCAGCUCAGGCUCAAAAAGCCGCUGCUCAAGCGGCCGCUCAAUUUUCCUCCGCAACAACUUGUGGAAGCACCGUAUUGACACCCCAUUCUGAAGACAGCAAUUCCAGCUUUUGUAUGGACCGACGAAUGUCUUCACCCAUGAUGUUUAACAAUAAUGCAGGGGGCAGACAAUCCUUUGAUGGAUCGGACGACUCGCCAAUGGAGAGCCCUUUCCGUCAAGAAGACGAUGGCAAAAAGAUCACCCCCUCCAUGUUUGAUCAACUAACUCGAGCCAAUCCUUUGGAAAACAUGGACAAAGUGGCAGCGACUGCAUCAUUUCCUACCUAUUCAACCUCCAGUCCUUUCGGCCUUCUUCAGCAAAAAGCAUUUAAUCACUUUUCGUGCAAAGAUAGAGAUUCCGACGACUUUGAUAAUGAAAGCAUCACCAGCUCUCCUUCUUCUAAGCGCAAACUGUCCGAUGAUGGUGACAUGGAAGAAAAAGACGAGUCAGGACAGCCUCGAGACAAGAGAUUAAGGACCACCAUUCUUCCCGAGCAAUUAGAUUUUUUGUACCAAAAAUAUCAAAUUGAAAGUAAUCCCAGCCGCAAGAUGUUGGAACAAAUUGCCAAUGAGGUUGGUCUACGGAAACGAGUGGUUCAAGUGUGGUUCCAAAACACUCGAGCUCGAGAACGAAAAGGUCAAUUUCGAGCUCAUCAGCAAGUCAUUAACAAGCGUUGUCCUUUUUGUCCGGCCCUUUUCAAGGUCAGAUCGGCCUUGGAGUCUCAUUUAGGCACUAAACACUCAGACCAAUACAUCAAGGGCGAGAUUAUCAUUGAUGAACUCCCAGAUGCCGAAGAGUUCAGUUCUGAAAACGAGUUUCCCAAGCCAGCCAACACAGGUGGGCCCAUGAUGAGGCUUCAGAACUCGGAGUUCCAACCUAUUGCCUCACCAGUGCAUGACCUUGGGGAAUCAAUGCGAAAAUAUUACGAGGACACUAUGAAGCGAUACAUGAACGAUCUUCAGACAUCAGGAGCUCUUCAAGAGCAAAACUUGUCUUCCAAUAUGAAACGAGAUUCCCCGGCGUUAGACUUGAGUUCCUUGUAUUGUCAACCAGCCAUGGACUUAACCAACAAUAGAAAUUUCAAUAACGAAAACCCCGAAGAACACUCCGAGUCCACCAUGGAGACCAUUGAAAACCGCAUGUCGGAUGCUGAUGACGAGAACCAUAACUUGGAUGGCAACAUGAGCCCAUCUUCACCUGCUCAUCAUCAUCACGGCGGUGAGGGCGACAGCUCGUGCGGCAACGGUAAAAGUAAUCAUGACCAAAUGUCCAAUAGUAAGCGGUUCCGAACCCAAAUGUCAAACAUUCAAAUUAAAGUCAUGAAGAGCGUCUUCGAACACCACAAAACUCCAACGAUGAGUGAAUGCUCCACUCUGGGCAAGACCAUUGGGCUUCAAAAGCGAGUGGUCCAAGUGUGGUUCCAGAACGCUCGAGCGAAGGAAAAGAAGAUAAAGCAGCAGUUACAGAAAUUGAUGGGACAUGAGCCAGCAAACUUUCCCGUUGCGAAAGAGUGCCUAGUUUGUGGAGUUCCUUGCCCUUCAGAGGAUCAUAUGUUUAGCAAGGAUCAUCUCCACAAGAUAAUGAAAGCCAUGGAAGAGGGUCAAAUUGAACCAGAGUCUCCGGGAGAAAAACUUAAUGCCUUGUUGGUCCAACUCCAAUCCACGAUGGCUCCGUCAAACAUGUCAAACACGAAAUCAGCCGUUUCAGAGGUCCAACAAACGACGAAUGCAAACUUCAACUCGGUUGGAUCAACGCGAGAGUCUCCUUGUAAUCUGUAGAGCUUCGAUGGGAUCUCUAAUUUCGGACAACGCAUUCUUCCGUGCAUUCAAUCGGGCAUUCAAUCAUACCUAAUUCCUACAACCAUUACAACCUUUCAAUCUAACUCAAACACUGCUAUUGAAGUCAUUGUACAUCUGAUAGUUCCUAAUUCUACAACAUCUAUGAUAAUUAUGCAUUGCCUACAUUUAAGGUAUCGAAAGAAACCAAAGUUCCUAGCCAAUGAAAUGAAAAUGUUCCUUGAUCAACCAAAUGUGAAAAAAAGAAAAAAAGUGUACAGAGCUUGUAAAAGACGGACAAAUUCCAAUAAUGUUCCCGACUAGUUAUUUACUCCUGCAAUAUCUAAUCUUUGACCUAACUGUCCUUUUGAUAAGUUGUGUUAUCAAUUCUGAAGCUUCCGUUUGUUCCCCAGUCAUGAUAAUGAUUAUAACAACAAUCUCCAGUUGGUUUGUACUUGGUGAAAACAGCGUGCAUGUCGAACAACCUCCAAGGUCGAGUCGAAAAUGACAUUCAAUGAUUACAUGCAUGGUUAUGAUUACGAUUAUUAUUGAUCUGAUUCCGAUUAUUAUCAUUAUGGUACUGUUGAUAACAAUUAUAUACUCAUUGUGAAUUCAAUGUUAAGUAUGACUUUAUCUCCUCUUUCUUCAAAUGAACGCAUUUCUGUCAAAUAUCUGCAGGAAUAGCUCCUCACUCACCAAUAGGAACACAAGCAGAUUGCGAGGGAAUCAAAUAUCACACUACUGAAGUUCGUACAAAAUUCUCCAGGAAAAUAAAUAAAGCGAUAUCCCAUA